AGCGUUUAGUGUGAGGCCCCCGCACCCCGCACCCCGCACCCCGCACCCCGCGCGCCGCCUCGCGAGGCCUCAUCGCACCUCGUUACCCUCCCGGGGCGCACGCCGCAUCCGUCACACAUUCCCACCUGAAAAACUUUUGUGACCAACAAGUCGACUUGAACUGGAUAUCUAAACCCUGUCCGUCUUUUUUUGCUUUUAUUUCCCUUUUUUUCGUUAAAUGGUACAAUGUCGUCUUUGCCAGGACCGGUACCGCGGAUGAUGCGCGCGGCUCCGGGACAGAACUAUGCCCGCACCGGAUUCCCGCUGGAAGUGUCCACUCCCCUGGGACAGGGUCGGGUCAACCAGCUGGGAGGGGUUUUUAUCAACGGCCGGCCGCUUCCCAACCACAUCCGACACAAGAUAGUGGAGAUGGCCCACCACGGGAUCCGGCCCUGCGUCAUCUCCCGACAGCUGCGGGUGUCUCACGGCUGCGUCUCCAAAAUCCUGUGCCGCUACCAGGAGACCGGCUCCAUCCGGCCCGGGGCCAUCGGAGGCAGCAAGCCCAGGGUCGCCACGCCGGACGUCGAGAAGCGGAUAGAGGAGUACAAGCGGGACAACCCCGGCAUGUUCAGCUGGGAGAUCCGGGAUAAACUGCUGAAGGACGGGGUGUGCGACAGGAGCACAGUCCCUUCAGGUGAGGCCUCCUCGGUGAGUUCGAUCAGCCGCGUACUUCGAGGUCGGUUUGGGAAAAAGGACGAUGAGGAAGAUGGUGAUAAAAGGGAUGAAGACGGAGACAAGAAAAGCAAACACAGCAUCGACGGCAUCCUCGGCGACAAAGGGAGUCGGGUCGAUGAAGUGUCGGACGUGGAGUCAGAGCCCGACCUCCCCCUGAAGCGGAAGCAACGCCGGAGUCGAACCACAUUCACAGCAGAGCAGUUGGAGGAGCUGGAGAAGGCUUUUGAAAGAACUCACUACCCCGACAUCUAUACCAGGGAGGAGCUGGCCCAGAGGACCAAACUCACGGAGGCCAGAGUUCAGGUUUGGUUCAGCAAUCGAAGGGCCAGGUGGCGAAAACAAGCAGGAGCCAAUCAGCUUGCGGCAUUCAACCAUCUGCUGCCAGGUGGAUUCCCUCCCACAGGGAUGCCAACACUUCCUACAUACCAGCUGCCAGAGUCCAGCUACCCAUCCAACACUUUGUCCCAAGAUGGCGGUGGUACAGUUCACCGUCCCCAGCCGUUGCCUCCAUCCACCAUGCACCAGGGCGGUCUGUCAAGCACUGACAGCAGCGCUGCCUACGGUCUUGCCUCGAACCGUCACAGCUUCUCAAGCUACUCUGACUCCUUUAUGAGCUCUGCAGCACCUGGCAACCACGUCAGCCCUGUCAGUAACGGACUCUCCCCACAAGUGAUGAGCAUCCUGAGCAACCCAAGUGGCGUGUCCUCACAGUCACAACACGACUUUUCCAUCUCACCACUCCACAGUGCCUUGGAAUCCUCUCCAUCCAACGCCAUCUCAGCCAGUUGCAGCCAGCGUUCAGCUGAAGCCUCCAUUAAGACCGUGGACAGCCUUUCACCCUCCCAGUCCUAUUGCCCCCCCACAUACAGCACAACUAGCUACGGCAUGGACCCAGCUGUGGCUGCUGCCGGCUACCAGUACAGUCAGUAUGGCCAGACUGCUGUUGAUUACCUGGCGAAGAACGUCAGCCUGUCAAGUCAGCGCAGGAUGAAGCUGGCCGACCACUCGGCUGUACUGGGACUUCUGCAGGUGGAGACUGGCCAGGCCUACUAGUACUCACCAGACAUGCAUGCAAAAUCACCAGCAAAGCCCGCACCUCCUACUACCAGCCAUACAAAUCUCACAGAGACCCUGUGUGUGCGUGUCCGUCAUAGAUUUACUAUACACUGUGCAUUGGGCUGAUAUUUUUUUUAUACUAUAUUUAUUUGUUUCCAGUGGUUGAUGAUUGAAUGAUACAGCUGUCCAAGCUUUAAACAUUCCCCAUGUGACCAACCAAAUCCCCAACAAGGAUUUCAUCUAUUACGCAUUUUUUUAUUCAUUAUUUUUUAUUGCACUACAUUUUGUACACAGCAUUGGUGGAUCCUAACUAGCUGGAUAAUUAUACACUAGUAUUAUAAACUAUAAAACAUUUUCAAUGUAGAUCUCGAAGAAUAUACAAAAUUGUUGUUUACCCCAAUGUUUGGGGUCAGUUGCUAUGUGAAUCCUGAGCAAAGUAUUUUGGACUGUGUGUAAUCUAUUACUUGGUAUUUCAAAUAUUUGGCCAAAUUUUUGUCUGUCAGCAAACAACAAAAUUAUGUUGCAUGUAAAACUAUAUUUGGCAUUUUUUGGUCCCAAUUUCAUGGCUUCAAGAAUUAACUCCAGUCUGUUUUCAUAUAUUGUGUUUAAAAAACAGUUUUAAUGUUAUUCUUUAAGUUCUGUCUGCACACUUGGUAACAAAACACUCUCCGGUUUCUGGUUGGGUUGUCAGACAACUGCAUGUGUAUUUGAGUACAGGCUUUAAAUUCUAAGCCAAAUUCAAGGCAGCAUCCCUUUUAUUUUCAUGAAAGUUGCUUAGUGGCGCCCCAAAAAUGAUCCCCUGAGUUACAAAUGUCUGAUUCCCAAUGGAAAUCUAUAUAAAAAAGGGUUUUCAGACAAACAAAAUUGCAAUUCCAACAUUUUGCUGCUUUGCUAGAUAAUGGGUAAAUCCUGUGCUUCAUUUUACUUUCGAUUAAAGAUAAAAAUGUGUGACAUCAAAUUUAGCCAAAAGGUAUUUUUCUUCAAGCUGUGUGGACAAAAACGAUCAAUUACUGCUUGACUGAAGUUUCAACGCUGCAUGAAACUGGGUUCAGACUAUACCAUAAAGCAGGAGUGCCCAAUGGGUCAAUCUCGAGGGUAGUACCAGUCGAUCACGUGCAAUUGAUUAAAAAGAAAAUGACGUCCUUCUUGUGACAGAUGAGAGGCUCGUUGUUUUCGUCAUAUUUGACUUGUUCAGCGCUGUAAGGUUACCGCUAAUACUUACCGGCCGGUCCUUGGAGGGGAGGGGGUAGAUCGCCAUGUGAGGGCACUCCUGCAGUAAAGAUAUUGGUUACUGAAAUUCAACCAUAGAAAAUUCUGAAUUUAACGUUUUCACUUUGAGAAGAAUAAAUAUUUCAUCAUAAUAUUUUUGUUAUGUGAAACUGGUCAUUUCUAUAGAUAUUAAAUAUCAGCACACAAAAAAUGGCAGCUUUAAAAGAAAAAAAUGUCUUCAGGUCCCCUAUGUGCUUGUUUAGGAGACUGAUAUGGACUAAUUACAUUCCUGAGGAGACUCAUUUCCUCGUAUCAAGACCUCCCGAAGAGCUAGUUGGAGGUCAAACAAGUUCCUGGCUGAGCAGCAGACAUUCAGUGUGACCAUAUACUGAUAUUUGAUGGCAGGCGGACAUAUCUCCCUUCAGCUUUGUUCAAAUUGUUGAUGUUGUGUUCUUCGUCUCAUUUUACUGGAUUCUUGUUCAUUCCAUAUCGAGUUGUAGGUGCCUUAUGCCGGGCCCUUUUGGUUUUAAGAGGUUUUAGACACCACGACGGUCUACCUCAGAAAUCCUCAAUAUUAUUUACACAUUUGCUUUCAAUGGACUGUCAAACAUCAAAAACAGUCAAAACACCACGGCAGUCUGCUCUCUUUUUGUUGACCAAGGCUUUGUGAGACUUGCAAGUUGUCCCUGCUGCAGUCUUCAACGUCUAACCAUGGACUUGUUGAUUGAAAGUUCGAGUGCGGCAUCUCUGUUCCCCUCAUCAAUGGCCACGUCGAUAGCCUUUAGCUUAAAAGCUGUUGCGUUGUGUCUUUGACAUCUUUAUUUCUGGGAAUAAGCGGUGGCGGGAAUAAAUCUCAAUUAACCUUAUUUUCGGAUGGUGAAAAACAAAGACAAUUCAGAGAAUAGUUGCAUCAUUCCAUACAAAAAACAACAAACUGUGCAUCGACACUAUUUUAGUUCUGUCUUCAUUUUCUUUCUUUCUUUUUCUGCAAUUGUUUGUGUUAACCUUCUACGUUGUAUAUAUACAUUUUGAUUCACAGCAAACCAAGGAGGACAGUAUGGAUCAAAUGUACAGAUGUGCUCAUUCACCCCAACCCUUCCUGUUUUCCCCCAUAGUACAUCCUCUGCUUACUUUUUGCUUGGCAUGUGGGUUUAUUAUCUUAGUACAAUUUAUUCUUCCUGUACGAAGUAUUAGACUAGUUACAAAUUUGUAAUGGCCCUUACUCCCAUCAGCCUCUUGAUGUGUUAACUGUAAUAAAGCUCUCCAACUGGACAACGACUGUGUUGUGCUG
This is a messenger RNA of Pungitius pungitius (ninespine stickleback), 4270 nucleotides long. RefSeq names its product paired box protein Pax-7-like. The transcript has 9 exons. Gene Ontology annotation, biological process: anatomical structure development; regulation of transcription by RNA polymerase II. Lineage: Eukaryota; Metazoa; Chordata; Actinopteri; Perciformes; Gasterosteidae. The record is from RefSeq and is a predicted model, not a curated record. The coding region runs from base 226 to 1767 and encodes 513 amino acids. Gene Ontology annotation, molecular function: DNA-binding transcription factor activity, RNA polymerase II-specific; RNA polymerase II cis-regulatory region sequence-specific DNA binding.